AUGGAGACCCUUGCACAGACAUCCUGGGAUGUUAUUAUCGCAGGAACAGAUCUGGCACAAUCCCUUCUGGCCUUAGCUCUUUCGCGCUCAGGAAAGAAAAUCCUUCAUUUGGACCAAAACCAAUACUAUGGAGGAUCCGAGGCAGCCUUUAGUCUGGACGAGGCCCAGGAGUGGAUGAAUAGUGUCAAUCAACGUCGAGGCCGGUCUCCAUUUGAAGACGUCGAGAUUUUGUCAUACCAGCACUCGCAAGAUCCUGCGCAGCUAGCGUCAGACCCUCCGAAGCUUGCAGCCAGCCGAGCCUAUACCCUUUCUUUAUCUCCAUACUUCCUUUAUACCCGCUCUGCACUAAUCUCUGCCCUCUUAUCCUCGAAGGUCUAUCGCCAGCUGGAGUUCAUGGCUAUGGGAAGCUGGUGGAUCUAUACCCCAGACAGCCUAGCUUCUGAUGGCGAUGACCCCGUUGCCACACGUGCUUUCCAUCGUGUGCCUGGCAACCGAGAAGAUGUUUUCGCAGACAAGCAUAUCAGCAUGAAGUCCAAGCGGGCUCUGAUGCGGUUCCUGCGUCACAUUAGCAAAUCAGAAGACGAGGCACCCGAAGAAGCGGCUGCCGAAGACCUGUCUGUGCCAUUUGGACAAUAUUUGUCGUCUAACUUCAGUGUACCAGAAGAUCUUCAUGAUCCCCUCAUCUCUCUUUCGCUAUCCCAGCUGUCCCGGCAGGAAACAACGGCGAGCUAUGCAGUUCCUCGUGUCAAGCGACAUCUUGCAUCCAUCGGCUCUUUAGGACCUGGAUUCGGUGGCGUAGUCUCCAAGUAUGGCUGUGGAUCUGAAAUUCUCCAAGUUGCCUGCCGUGCAUCCGCUGUAGGUGGAGGCGUCUAUGCGCUAGACACGGGUGUCCAGAAAAUCACCGAUGAAACAUCCGAAGAUGAGUACCCGGUCGAGGUCCAUCUGUCUAAUGGAGAAAAAUUACGCUCCAAGUUUGUCGUUGGCUCUGCUUGGACCCUCUCUGCCGAUACACCAGAGCUAUUUGGCUCCAAGGUUGCACGAUCCGUCAGUGUGGUCUCAUCCGAUUUUGCUUCGCUAUUCCCCGUCACUGUCGAAGGGGCGCCUGUUCCUGCCAGUGCCCUUCUAAUGUUCCCCGGUGACAAAUUGAACAGCCCGCAGUCGCCGCCAGUCUAUCUCCAGAUUCAUUCGAGUGACACCGGCGACUGCCCCCGUCAACAGAGUAUCAUCUACGGCGGCGUUUCAGUCCCAGGGCCAGAAGGACAGGCUCUUCUUGAAUCGGCUGUAAAUAAACUCAUCCAGGCUGAGGGCCCGAAGGCCAUUAUUCUAUGGUCAUUGCGAUAUACCCAGCUUGGUCGACUUAGUAACGACGGCACUCCCCUUGAUAUCGCGUUCGAAGACGAUCUCCUCGACACCGUGAAAGAGUCAUGGCUGAAGGUUGCUGGUGAUGUGGAUCCAAAUGACUUUAUGAUAUUUGAUGACCGCGAAGGUACAUCUGAUGAAUAA
Messenger RNA from Penicillium chermesinum, 1503 nucleotides. Its product is annotated as putative Rab geranylgeranyl transferase escort protein. Gene Ontology annotation, molecular function: GDP-dissociation inhibitor activity. The transcript is spliced from 5 exons. Gene Ontology annotation, biological process: protein geranylgeranylation; small GTPase-mediated signal transduction; vesicle-mediated transport. Gene Ontology annotation, cellular component: Rab-protein geranylgeranyltransferase complex; cytoplasm; cytosol. The coding region runs from base 1 to 1503 and encodes 500 amino acids. NCBI's taxonomy places the organism in Eukaryota, Fungi, Ascomycota, Eurotiomycetes, Eurotiales, Aspergillaceae. The record is from RefSeq and is a predicted model, not a curated record.